AUGCAAUUGAUCGGCUGUACCUGUUCAGAUAUAAUGCGCCAGUCCAGUGUUCAGCCGAUCCACAGGAUCCACAAGGAAAGAGCUUGUAGUAAGAGCGGACAGAACAUAGAGAGCCUAUUUCAGCAGCAUGCAACUGGAGUAGGUUCGGCAGCUUAUCCGCAGGGGAGAGACGAGGCGGCCCGCCAGUUACAGCUAAUAGCUAUGGAGCCUCAAGCUGUUCAGAACAGAGAUGACCUGUUCGUUUGGCCCUGGAUGGGUGUUUUGGUCAAUGUGCCUACUGAACGGAAAAAUGGGCGCCAUGUUGGAGAAAGUGGAAACCGGCUGAAGGAGAAGCUCUCGUGCUUUUGCCCACAGAAAGUUAUCCCUUUGUGGAACUAUAGAGGCCACACAGGGAAUGCUAUUGUUGAGUUUGGAAAAGAUUGGACUGCCUUCAAUAAUGCACUUGCCUUCGAAAAUCACUUUGAGUCAGAAGGAUAUGGCAAACUGGACUGGAAGGCGUACAAGCAUCGACGACCGGGGAUGUUUGGAUGGGUUGCAAGGGCUGAUGAUCAGAAAUAUCCAGGGCCGAUCGGAGAUUAUCUGCAUAAAAAUGGUGAUCUGAAAACUAUUGCAGAUGUUGAGAAUGAAGAAGCACGCAAAACAAACAAACUGGUAGCGAAUUUAGCUAGCCAGAUUGAGGUAAAGCGAAGGCAUGUGGAAGAACUUGAAUGUAAGUACAAUGAGACGACCACCUCACUUGACAUGAUAAUGGAGCAAAAGGAUCAGCUGCUCCGGGCAUACAAUGAAGAAAUACAUAAGAUGCAGCAACUUGCUCGUAGGCAUUCACAGAGGAUCAUUGAUGAGAAUCAAAAGCUCCGUUCAGAACUUGAGUCCAAGAUGCAGAACCUUGACUUAAGAUCCAAACAGCUUGAUGAGCUAGUUGCGCGUAGUGAAUCUGACAGAAGGAACCUUGAGCACGAGAAGGAAAAGAACGGUGUUAAAACAAAGCAUCUUAAGAUGGCAACAUUGGUGCAACAGAAGGCUGAUGAAAAUGUGCUCAAGCUUGUGGAAAAACACAAGUUAGAGAAACAAGUCGCUCUAGAUAAGAUUAUCAAGUUGGAGCAUCAACUGGAUGCCAAGCAGAAGCUUGAGUUAGAAAUAAAACAGUUGCAGGGUAAAUUGGAAGUCAUGAAGCAUAUGCCAGGUGAAGAAGACUCUGAAUCGAAGAAAAGAAUAGAUGAACUUAGUGAGGAGUUACAAGACAAAUAUGAUGAAAUGGAUGCAAUGGAGUCACUCUACCAUACUCUGCUUAUCAAGGAACGGAAAAGCAAUGAUGAAUUGCAAGAUGCUCGGAAGAAGCUGAUAGAUGGUUUGCAGACUAUUACAACUGGUCGAGCAAAUAUUGGCAUUAAAAGAAUGGGCGAACUUGAUCUUAAAUCACUUGCAAUUGCUUGCGGACGUAAAUUGUCAAAAGAAGAUGCAGAAGUGACUGCUGCCAUUCUUUGUUCGAAGUGGGAGGCUGAUAUCAAAAAACCAGAAUGGCACCCUUUUAGGGUUGUCAUGGUUAAUGGGAAAAAAAGGGAGCUUAUCUCUGAAGAUGAUGCGAAGCUUCAGACCCUAAGAGAAGAGUAUGGCGAAGAAGUCUAUUCUUUGGUGACAAAGGCGCUGCUUGAAGUUAACGAGUACAACCCCCGUGACCGCUAUCCCGUACCGGAGCUGUGGAACUACAAGGAGGGCCGCAAAGCAACACUGAAAGAGGCCUUGCAGUACGUCCUGAAACAGUGGCGGGCACACAAGAGGAAGCGCUGA
This is a messenger RNA of Triticum turgidum subsp. durum (durum wheat), 1788 nucleotides long. Lineage: Eukaryota; Viridiplantae; Streptophyta; Magnoliopsida; Poales; Poaceae. The record is from the annotation of a GenBank genome assembly.